AUGUCGUCCCAGGCGGAUCGCAAGUGGCGGCGCCGCGAUCCCAGCGUAGACGACCGGAAAAGGAAGCGCGAUGACAAGAAGGAGAAGAAGGAGAAGGACCGACGGGACGACCGCCGGGACGACCGGCGAGACGACCGCCGGGAUGAUCGCCGGGACCGGGACGACCGGCGGGAUGACCGCCGCGAGGAUCGCAGGGAGGCAGAGCGCAACCGGGAGAAGAACGACGACCGUCGGAGACGCGUCGACCGGUCGCCCGAGCUGCCGAAAUCGCCGCCCCCGUCCCCUCCGGCCAAGGUGGCCAAGCCGGCCAUAAACUGGCGGGAAGAAGCCGGGGAAGCCGAAGAUCUUCGCGACAACUCCGACGAUGAGGAGGCGGCAGCCAGAAGGUUGGAAGAGAGCCGAAAGCGCAGGGCAGCGCUGAUGGCCCAAGCGAAAGAGGAGAAGAAAGAGGAGGCGCCAGCGACAGCGCCGCCGGCAGAGGCAGCGCCUGCUGCCCCGGACGCGGAGAAGGCCGAAGGGGAUGGUGCUGACACGGCAGAUGAACCCGCGGAAGCGCCAGAGGGUAAGGAAGAUGACGGCGGAGGUGGAGAUAUGUUCGAUCUCAACCAGGACGCGAAAGAGCUCAAGGCCGGACGUCAGCGUAUGCAGAGCAUUGCAACGACAGGUGCUUCCACAGAAGAUUGGGAUGACGAGGAGGGCUACUACUGCGCUCAGGUGGGUGAGCUCCUGGAAGAGCGCUACCUCGUGCAGGACACGGUCAGCGGCCGCGGUGUGUUCUCCAACGUCGUCAAGGCGAAGGAUACGAAGAGCGAAGGAGAGCCGCUAGUGGCGCUCAAGAUCAUCCGCUCCAACGAUAUGAUGAAGAAGGCCGCCGAGCGCGAAGUCGAGAUCUUACAGACCUUGAACAACGCGGACAAGGCCAACAAGAGGCAUAUUAUCAGACUCAUCGAAACCUUCUACUACAGAAAGCACAUCUUCCUGGUCUUCGAGUGCAUGGCGGAGGACCUCCGCGGCGCUCUGAAGAAGUACACCAAGAACAGAGGCAUUUCACUACCCGUCGUCAAGGCAUACACGAAGCAGCUUCUUGUCGGCGUCCGCCACAUGCACAAGUUCAACAUCAUCCACGCAGAUCUGAAACCUGACAACAUCCUGAUCAGCCAAGACAACAGCAUCGUCAAGCUCUGCGACUUCGGCACUGCUGUGGAGCAGAAAGAUGUGGGCGUCUCCCCGUACCUCAUGAGCCGGUUCUAUCGGCCAAGUGAAGUGAUCCUGGGCUGCGAGUACGGAAUUCCCGUGGAUGUGUGGGCGCUUGCCUGCACUCUCUACGAGAUCUUCACCGGGAAGACCUUGUUCCAGGGCAAGACCAACAACGACAUGCUCAAGCGCAUCAUGGAUGUGAAGGGGAAGAUCCCCAAGAACGUGAUUCGCAAGGGCGCGGUCUGGAAGAAUCAUUUCGAUGAGAACCUGGACUUCAAGUUCGUUGACAAAGAUGCCCUCUCGGGCGAGGAGAUCGUCCGCAUCGUCACGGACAACAGCUGCAAGAGGGAACUGAAGGAGUUUCUCCUUGAUCGGCUGGGCCCCGAGAAGCAGAAGUCGCAGGAGCGGGAGGAUCAACAGUACGUGAAGAAAACUUUGCAUUUUGCCGAUCUGUUGGACAAGAUGCUAGCCCUGGAUCCUGAUAAGCGGCUGAGCGCGGAAGAUGCUCUGAAGCAUCACUUCGUCGAGGAUCCCCGGGAGAAGAAAGCCGCAGCAGCUGCCGCGCCGAACGCUUCAGGUCCCACCCAAGUGCAGCCAUCGGCGACUGGGAGAACCUCCUCUGGGAAAACCUCCGCUGGCCACAAGAAGAGGUCUGAGAGAUAG
Messenger RNA from Symbiodinium sp. CCMP2592, 1860 nucleotides. Lineage: Eukaryota; Dinophyceae; Suessiales; Symbiodiniaceae. The record is from the annotation of a GenBank genome assembly.